Folsomia candida is the source of this 1819-nucleotide messenger RNA. RefSeq lists its product as uncharacterized. The transcript has a single exon. Lineage: Eukaryota; Metazoa; Arthropoda; Collembola; Entomobryomorpha; Isotomidae. The record is from RefSeq and is a predicted model, not a curated record. Bases 222 to 845 code for a protein of 207 amino acids. Gene Ontology annotation, molecular function: lipase activity.
UUCUCCCAAAUUCUGUCCUUGGCUUCAUGGUACUACGAAAAUUAUUGUUGCUCGAGCCCCGAGAAAAAUCUAUAAUUAGGUACUGUUAUGUAUAUGGAUAAAAAUAUUGAUCUUGUAAAAUUGGAGUUUUAAAAUUAUCCCUGACAGGACUGGACCCUGCUGGACCAGGAUUUCAAACUAGACUACCAGGAUAUCGCCGCAUCUGCAAGAAUGACGCCGCCAUGGUGGACAUUAUUCAUACUGACGGACGACACAAGGACAGCAGCGUGAUGAUUCCUUAUUUCGGGACUAUCCUCCCCCUCGGAACCAUCGACUUUUAUCCAAAUUAUGGUUUUGGUAGGAGAGACGACACCUUAGGAAAUCAUAGUCUCGCCUAUGAGCUCUUUACUUGGAGCAUUAAUAAUAAGAAGAGGCUUGAAACUUGCCAAGAACUGAGGGAUAAUCCGUCAAUUACUAUCCUGUAUCCGAUCGGGGUUAAAGUUAAUGCUUGCACGUCGACAAGGGAGAGAAGCAAGGGGGCAGAAAUGGGAUAUUAUACGAAUAAGGGGAGUCAUCGCCAUGGGAAUUGGUAUAUGGAGACAAAUUCUUAUCCGCCAUUCGCUCCCGUACUGAAGAUGAGGAGAUCAUGUCUGGAUCCUCGUCCACAUGUUGCAAGAUCUAGGUCAUUAGAGCGGAAUGUUUUGCGGAGUGGUGGUGGAUGUUGGGGGACAGGGACGUUUCCUAGUCAUGCUGCUCCCUUACCUGACCCGGUAGAAAUAGUUAAGGACGUUUUAGACAAAAUCAACCCAUUUAAAUCAAAUUCGUGGAACCUGGAUUCAACUGGUCGCGGGGGUAGCUGCUUUUAGACGACAAACUAAGAUUUAAAAAAAUAAAAGGUGCGUAAUUCCGAUAGCCCGUUAAAAUUAUGAAUUCGCCAAGUAUGUACUGUUGGGGAUGUUGGCUCCCAACGAGCAAUUGUGUGAAAGUUAGUGUUUCGAAAUUUGUGGAUGGUUUGUGAAGGUAGAAACUGAACGGCAGAGUUUCUGUGCGGAUAGCGAGACUGCACAGAAGUGUGUAUGAAUGGAGUUUCUGUGCGGAUGGCGAGAUUGCACAGAAGUGUGUAUGUGGAGUUUCUGUGCAGUGCAAUGAUGCGGCACAGAAAUGGAUCUGUCCAAAAUGUAAGAAUGGACAGAUUGUGAAUGAGGCAACUUGAGACGAUAGGAGAUUACUAAUGUCACUUAAUUAUUGUAUUGUCAUAAAAAUGUGUAAGUUACAAAAAGGGGCAAAUUAAGACUAUGGUGACCAAAUGGACAGAGUGACAGUACAGGUAACUGCAGAAUGACAAAGAGGAUGGAAAAUGCACCCGUAUUUAUAGAGUACGUGUGAGUGACCGAGCAAGGACAAAAGUUAUACAAGAUUUUACGGAAAAGUACUGACUUGAGAAAAGGUACAAACUUGAAGAGACUUCUAAGAAUUGAAUAGGGAAAUACAGAUAAAAUGGUCAACUCACAUUCAAAUAAAGGUUACAUACAUAAUUGAAUUAGUCUAAUGAGGUUAAAAAUCAAAGAUUAUCUUGAAGUAAGCAAAAUAGAUAAAACUGAGAAUAAGCAUAAUUGAACUUCAAAGCGAAGACAAUGACAUGGUCAUAAUUAUAAAACACGCUAAAUUGAAAUACAUUUACAUUUCUGAACAGUACGUAAGUAUGUUUAUUUAGUAAUUAUGUAUAAUUGUAAAUUUAUUAGCAAGACAUUUCUAUAGCGUUGUAUGUGUGAAACCAUAUUUCUAAAUUCUCGAUACCGUUUUGGAUAAUUGAUGUUUGUGCGACUAUGAGACGGAUUGG